Topomyia yanbarensis is the source of this 2160-nucleotide messenger RNA. RefSeq lists its product as uncharacterized. The transcript has a single exon. Bases 1 to 2160 code for a protein of 719 amino acids. The record is from RefSeq and is a predicted model, not a curated record. Gene Ontology annotation, molecular function: RNA-DNA hybrid ribonuclease activity; nucleic acid binding. Lineage: Eukaryota; Metazoa; Arthropoda; Insecta; Diptera; Culicidae.
AUGCCCGCCUCAUGGAAGGAAGCUCUAGUUAUUCCUAUCCCAAAGCGAUGCCAGGGGAACAGAACGCCGGAUGACUUCCGCCCAAUCAGCCUGCUCCCCUGCCUUGCUAAGACGAUGGAGAGAAUGGUCAACAGACGACUGAUGGACCUACUGGAGGAGCGUAAACUCCUGGAUCAACGGCAGUUUGCGUUCCGACGUGGAGCAGGAACAGGUGCCUAUCUCGCCAGCUUUGGAGAGGUGGUGCGUCAAUCCGUAACUGAUGGCCUGCACGCCGAUAUCGCCAUACUCGACGUGGCGAAGGCUUAUAAUACCGUGUGGCGUCACGGAGUACUGCAACAACUGGCCAACUGGAGAAUCACUGGAAACAUGGGCCACUUCUUGAGCGACUACCUAUCUAAUCGCACUUUUCGGGUGGGAAUCGGAGGUGCCCAAUCCGACACCUUUCCGGAAGACAACGGGGUUCCCCAGGGAUCAGUCCUCGCCGUCACACUGUUCCUGGUAUCCAUGAACUCCUUAUUCGCCAGCCUACCGGCGGGGAUCUACGUGUUCGUGUACGCUGAUGACAUCGUGCUGGUCGCGACGGGAAGGACCACCAUACGUACCCGCCGCAAACUUCAAGCCGCCGUAAGUGCGGUGAGCCGAUGGGCUACAUCAGUCGGCUUUAACAUGUCUCCCACGAAAAGCAUGAUUACGCACUGCUGCAACACAAACCAUAUCGCAACAGGGAGGCCGAUCCAGCUGGACGGGGUGAUUGUCCCCUACCGCAAAGAACCGAAGAUUCUGGGGAUAACCAUAGACCGUCGUCUUACCUUUCUGCCACACUUUCGACGGAUCAAAGCCGAGUGCCGGAGCCGACAGCGGCUAAUUAAAACUAUCAGUUCCCGCCACAAGCGCUGCAACCGUCGCACUGCGCUGAAUAUUAGCCAGGCACUCAUCCACAGCAAGAUAUUUGACGGGGUGGAGCUGACGUCCUGUAAUAUGGAAGGCUUUAUCAACAUUUUAAGCCCUCUAUAUCACGGGCCAAUCCGCGCUGCUUCUGGCUUGCUCCCCAGCACGCCUGCUGAAGCGGCCUGCGUAGAGGCCGGGAUCCUACCCCUUCGUUGGGCGGCUGCACUCACCAUCGCCAGAAGAGUACUGGGAUUUUUGGAGCGGACAGCCGGAGAUGACUGCUUUCUGUUACGAACGGUCAGCGAGAUUCAUCGCGAAUAUACAGAUGCCGACCUGCCACCAAUCGCCCGUCUACACCGAGUUCGUGACCGGGCCUGGCACGACCGCGGACCCAAUCUUGACACAAGCUUGUCAAUAGAGCUGAGAGCCGGCGCUGCCAGUAGUGAGGCCAGGGCCAAAUAUAACCGACUGAUGGCUACAAAGUACAAAAAUCACGUGCGGAUAUUCACCGAUGGUUCCAAGAGCGGUGAUGAGGUUGGAAUAGGAGUGAGCGGAAUAGGGGAAGGACUCUUCUUCCGCCUACCGGCGCCAUGCUCGGUGUUUUCCGCCGAAGCGUCUGCCAUCGCGCUUGCCUUGGUACAGAAACCGGAAGAUAGACCCGUCGUUGUACUGUCUGACUCUCUGGCGGCCAUAUCCGCCCUCGAGUCGGGGAAAUCCCGCCACCCCUUCAUCCAGGCCAUCGAGGCCGAGUAUGACCCACUCACCACAAUUUGUUGGGUCCCCGGUCACUGCAGCAUCGACGGUAAUGAAAAGGCUGAUCGCCUGGCGGCCAGGGGAAGACACACUAGCCGACGUCUCACUCGACUCGUCCCGACCGCAGAUAUUUUGGGCCAGCUGAAGUCAGGGAUUAACGAAGCUUUCGAACGCCACUGGUGUGGCAGCACCGGACACCUUCAGCGAAUCAAAGGCUCACCCGACCGCUGGACAGACCGGACUGAUAGGAGGGAACAACGAGUACUGUCGCGGCUCAGAGUAGGGCAUACGAAGGUCUCACAUGCUCACGCCGUAUCGCGUGUUCCCCCACCAACAUGCGUGACAUGUGGUACCCGAAUCACUGUGGAACACCUUCUGGUGAACUGUCCAGAGUUAGCCGACCUAAGGCAGCACCACAAACUACCGCUCUCCAUUAGAGAGAUCCUUGGAAACGACCCAGCCCGAGAAGAAAUAUUACUGGCCUUUCUGAAGGACGCGGGAUUAUUCGACCAGCUGUAA